This is a messenger RNA of Cherax quadricarinatus, 2924 nucleotides long. The record is from RefSeq and is a predicted model, not a curated record. NCBI's taxonomy places the organism in Eukaryota, Metazoa, Arthropoda, Malacostraca, Decapoda, Parastacidae.
AGGGAGCUCUGAAGGUGGCGCUGAAGGUGGCGCUGAAGGUGGCGCUGAAGGUGGCGCUGCCUUCCAUCAUGCGGCACCGGCGUGUAAGGCAACAUGUCCAGGAUGAUGGGGGAACUUUCCCAUGCAAAUUCUUCGCACAGACAAGAAGAACCACUGGCAAGCAUGACGCACACCAAGCGACUCACCUCUCCCUGCUAAACCCGGUUAAGGAAUUCCAUUCAGAAAUAUUACAAUUAUGGCAGUGAAGAUGGACUCCUGAAUAAAUACAGUUUCUGUGUAUGUCAGUAAUUAUUCUGAUAGUGUUUGUUUUCAAGAACGCGUAAAGUGAACCUGUAAACAAUCUGUAGAGAAGUGAGUUCAGGUAAUUCGGUAAAAGUCUCUCAUGUCUGAGGGAAGGAAUUCAAAGACAGACUAAACCUUUCAGUAGUGUUAUAUUUGUAUGUAAAUCGGAGAUGGUGUGUGAAGGCUACCAGAUCCAUUUCGAGCUUCUGCUGGAGACGAUAAACAACACAUUGGUGCCCAUACUGCGUCCCAUCAUAAGCCCAUGCCCGGUGGAUCCAUGGCCCAUAGUCGCCGGCUCCUUCCUUUCCCUUAUCUUUCUUAUUGCAUUCAUCCUGAACCUGAUGGUUGUGGUAACAGUGUGUACCAGCUACACUCUCAAGAGGUUCCUCUAUUGCCACCUCCUCAUCAACCUCUCCCUCGCCUGUAUGAUCGACUGUUUCCUCAACCUCAGUGUUUCCAUAGGCUACGUCUUCACUGCUCCCUGGAGGUUUGGCUACGGUGUAAGUCACUUCAAUAGUUUUACAAUGAAUAUGAUGAAUAGCGAGAUGGCUUUCUCGGUAAUUUUAUUGGCGUUCGAUAGACUAGCUGCAGCCAAAAAAUACACCGUGUACCUCAACGCUGAGAAGUCCAAGCUGGGUGUAGUAAUAUUUACAACAUGGGUGGUGUCAUUUCUAAUGGCGUCCCCCUUGGUAUGUGGCUACAUCCACAGCAUGCCAUACAGGAACAGGUACUCAUGUUCCAUAGCCGACCCCUAUGACGACUAUUACCUCAUAGUUCCGCUGGUGGUGGUGGUGUGUGCCCCGACUAUCAUUAUGGUAGUGCUAGUCUGCAUCACCUCAGUAAUAUUCCAUCGUGAACGUAAAAAUCAAAAGAGACUUAAAAAUAACCAAACAGUAGGUUAUUUUGACCAAAUUCUAAUGACUCCUUACUUUAAGAACGAAUUCUAUCCUGCUGUGUUUGCCAACUGCACGGUGAUAUUGUAUUUAGUGUUCUGGCUGCCGUUCACUGCACUUAAUAUUAUCAACCCCAUGAUAACUAAACACUGGGCCAAUGAAACAACCAACGACACAAGCAACAAAGACUUCAAAGUGUUCUCGGGCUGGGGGGCGACUAAUUUUACAAUGACCAAGGCUAUGCUUGACGAAACUACCCUUAGAGCCAUCAAUAAAACCAACACCAGCGCUUCCCACAUCUCCACUGACAUGUCCAACAUUACUGUGGACCAUAGCUUCAUUCCCGAAGUAACAGACACUCCUGUGUUUGAUACCGUAGCUGUGUGGUUUCGAUACAUUUUCAUCGUUCUAGUGCCAAUUUUAGUGUUUGUUAUUUUAAGUGAAGUGAGGGCCAAGUGUGAAGCUCUCAUCAUGUGCUGCAGACCCAACUCCGUCGACGUGGCUUCGCCCAAACCCACACGUCCAUACAUCAGUCGUGUGCCGAGCACGAAAACUGCAAACAAGAACGGCAAGUCGCAGAAGAAACAGAAAAGCGGCAAAAACACCAUUAAUUUCAAGACGCCCAUCCUGUUCUCUACUUCUGAAGGACUGCAUAUCCGCACAGUGGAAGAUACUUACUUGAAUAUGAAAGAUAAUAAACCAUUGUUGGGAUUCAGCAGAGAAAACAAUGACAAUCCCAAAUUUGUGUACAGUCUUUGUGACGUUAUGCUUGGUUAUGAGGAGCUCAUGGACUUCGACGGCCUGUAUCAUAUAGAUGAUAAUUUUGACUUUGAACAAGAACCAGUAGUUAUUAACAUGGCAAUUGGUAACGCCGUAGUUAUGGGGGCACAACGUGCGGCUGUAGAGAAAAAGAUUCAGUUACCUGAAGAAAACGAGCCCGUUGUCAACACGGCCAUUGAAGUUGAAUACCGACCACCGACUCCACCCAAAGUUCCCGAUGAAGACUCAGCUGAAAACGUCAGUGAUGCCGUGGACGUCGAAGUGGCGAACAAGCAGAAAAAAGGGAAGAAGGUGGUAAGAUUUGCGACAAUGCUGAACGAAGUGAUUCCCCCAAGGCCCAACUCAGCUGAGAGUUCACCUGUCAAUUCUUCUGCGAGCACCACUCGAUCCAAUGACUCUGGAAUCGUGGCUGACGCCGAACGACACUCACCCCAGCAAGCCGACGUUAACAAAAAGCCAACCGUGGCUGCUAAACCCAACAAACCGCAAGUUGCCCCAAAGCACACAGAAAGAACUCCAGUCAAGACCACUACGAGCCGGAGACCGGCUGUGACUUCGAGCCGGAAACCGGCCGUGACUUCCAAAAAGCCGACUCCAUCCCCAGUCAAGCCUCCAGGCGUUAAAACACCCAAGAAGGCUGUGCCAUCUAAUGUUCGCAACAUUAAGAGUCGUCACAUCAACGUGUUGCCUACUUCCCCGACAACACCCAGAAGGUUCUCCAAACUCAACAGUGGUGACCAACAUGCUAGUGCUGAGAGUCACGUCUCCAGACAUUCAAGUACACUUGACAAGUGGCGUACACUUGACAAGUGGCGUACACUUGACAAGUGGCGUACACUUGACAAGUGGCGUACACUUGACAAGUGGCGUACACUUGACAAGUGGCGUACACUUGACAAGUGGCGUACAUUUGACAAGUGGCGUACACUUGACAAGUGGCGUACACUUGACAAGUGGCGUUACACUUGA